CCGCGUCGCGGUAACACCGGUGGUGUAGUGGUAGUAAUAGAGCAAUAGUGGAACAGCAGUAGUAGCGCCGCCGCCACCGCUGCCAUCGCCGCCACCACCACCACCGCCGUCACCGUCGCCGCCACCGCCGCCGCACACUCGUCGUCGGUCGCGCAUCGUGGCGACAGUUAGCAGCGGCAGCCGUAUCGUCGUCGGUCGCGCAUCGUGGCGACAGCAAGUAACGGCCGUCGUCGUCGUGUCGUUAGGCUCGGUCAGACUCGGCUGCGAUCGAGUCGAUCGUGUCCCGUACGCGAGUUGUAACAUCGUGCGAGCUGGUAGAACGUUGUGCAGGAGAUAACGAGAGAAGGCGCGGCAGGACCCAGGAACAGGCGGUGACGGAGCGUAAGGAGAGAGAGAGAGAAAGAGAGAGAGAGGCGAUCGCAGGUUAAAAGCGGAUAAAGGCAGCAGCAACAGCUCCGGCCGCGUCGUGUGUGCGCGCUCGCUAAACAAAGAUGGCGGAGGUGGACUCGAGGGUAGACCGGUCCGACCCGGAGCUGCGUUUCUUGUCGGUCGACAGGAACAGCUUCAACGACCCGGCCACUCAGGCGGAAUGGACGCAGAAGAAGCUGGUGUGGGUGCCGCACGAGAGCCAGGGCUUCGUCGCCGCCGGCAUCAAGGGGGAGCGCGGCGACGAGGUCGAGGUGGAGAUCGCCGAGACCGGCAAGCGCGUACUCGUCGCGAAGGACGACAUACAGAAGAUGAAUCCGCCCAAGUUCGACAAGGUCGAGGACAUGGCGGAGCUCACCUGCCUCAACGAGGCAUCUGUGCUGCAUAACCUAAAGGACCGCUACUACUCUGGACUGAUUUACACGUACUCCGGCCUCUUCUGCGUCGUGGUAAACCCCUACAAGAGAUUGCCGAUAUACACAGAGAAGAUCAUGGAGAGGUACAAAGGCAUCAAGAGACACGAAGUGCCGCCGCACGUAUUCGCCAUUACCGAUACGGCUUAUCGCUCUAUGCUACAAGAUCGCGAGGACCAGUCGAUUCUCUGCACCGGUGAGUCUGGCGCCGGCAAGACCGAGAACACGAAGAAAGUGAUUCAAUACUUGGCCUAUGUGGCCGCCUCGAAACCCAAGUCGAACGCGACUCCGAGCCCGGCAUUAAUCAUAGGAGAACUCGAGCAACAACUUCUUCAGGCGAAUCCAAUUUUAGAAGCAUUUGGUAAUGCAAAGACCGUGAAGAACGACAACUCGUCUCGCUUUGGUAAAUUUAUCAGAAUCAAUUUCGACGCAUCCGGUUACAUAGCUGGCGCAAAUAUCGAGACAUACCUUUUGGAAAAAUCGAGAGCCAUUCGACAAGCGAAGGAUGAGAGAACCUUCCAUAUAUUUUAUCAGCUGCUGGCAGGCGCCUCGCCGGAGCAGAAGAAGGAAUUCAUACUGGAGGAUCCGAAGCACUAUCCUUUUCUGUCGAACGGGGCCUUACCUGUGCCCGGUGUCGACGAUUCCGCCGAAUUCUUCUCCACUGUGAAAUCGAUGCACAUAAUGGGUAUGACCAACGAGGACUUCUCGUCCAUCUUUCGUAUCGUUUCCGCCGUAAUGCUGUUCGGCUCGAUGCAGUUCCGCCAAGAACGGAAUUCCGACCAGGCGACACUGCCUGACAACACGGUGGCCCAGAAGAUCUCGCACCUGCUGGGCCUGAGCGUGACCGAGAUGACGAAGGCCUUCCUGAAGCCGCGCAUCAAGGUAGGCCGCGACUUCGUGACCAAGGCGCAGACGAAGGAGCAGGUGGAGUUCGCCGUGGAGGCGAUCUCGAAGGCAUGCUACGAGAGGAUGUUCCGCUGGCUGGUGAACAGAAUCAACAGGUCGCUGGACAGGACGAAGCGGCAAGGCGCCAGCUUCAUCGGUAUCUUGGAUAUGGCCGGUUUCGAGAUAUUCGAGCUGAACUCCUUCGAACAGCUGUGCAUUAAUUACACGAACGAGAAGCUGCAACAGUUGUUCAACCAUACGAUGUUCAUUCUGGAGCAGGAGGAGUAUCAGCGAGAAGGCAUCGAGUGGAAGUUCAUCGAUUUCGGGCUCGAUCUGCAACCGACGAUCGACCUGAUCGACAAACCUAUGGGCAUAAUGGCGCUCUUGGACGAGGAGUGCUGGUUCCCCAAAGCCACGGACAAGACGUUCGUGGAGAAGCUGGUGGGCGCGCACAGCGUGCACCCCAAGUUCAUGAAGACCGACUUUCGCGGUGUCGCCGACUUCGCCAUCAUCCACUACGCCGGCAAGGUGGACUACUCCGCCGCCAAGUGGCUGAUGAAGAACAUGGACCCGUUGAACGAGAAUGUCGUCAGUCUGCUGCAGGCCUCGCAGGAUCCGUUCGUGUGCCACAUCUGGAAGGACGCGGAGAUUGUCGGCAUGGCGCAGCAGGCACUCACGGACACGCAGUUCGGCGCGAGGACCAGGAAGGGCAUGUUCAGGACGGUUUCACAGCUGUACAAGGAACAGCUGGCGAAACUGAUGGUGACGCUGCGCAAUACGAAUCCGAACUUCGUACGGUGUAUCAUCCCGAAUCACGAGAAGAGAGCCGGUAAGAUCGACGCGCCGCUGGUGUUGGACCAGCUGCGAUGCAACGGAGUGUUGGAAGGUAUUCGUAUCUGCCGGCAAGGUUUCCCCAACAGGAUUCCCUUCCAGGAGUUCAGGCAACGCUACGAGCUGCUCACUCCGAACGCCAUUCCGAAGGGAUUCAUGGACGGCAAGAAGGCUUGCGAGAAAAUGAUUCAAGCUUUAGAGUUGGACCCGAAUCUUUAUCGCGUCGGACAGUCCAAGAUUUUCUUCCGUGCCGGCGUGUUGGCGCACCUAGAGGAAGAGAGAGAUUACAAGAUCACGGACAUAAUCGUCAACUUCCAGGCCUUUUGUCGCGGCUUCCUGGCCAGACGUAAUUAUCAGAAGCGGCUGCAGCAGUUGAACGCCAUUCGUAUUAUCCAGAGAAAUUGCGCGGCUUACCUGAAGCUGCGCAACUGGCAAUGGUGGAGGCUCUACACCAAGGUGAAGCCUCUGCUGGAGGUCACGAAGCAGGAAGAGAAGCUCACGCAGAAGGAGGACGAGCUGAAGCAAGUGCGCGACAAACUGGAGCUGCAGUUGCACUCGGCUCAGGAGUACCAACGUAAGUAUCAGCUGGCCAUCGAGGAGAAGACUAUGCUCGCGGAGCAACUGCAGGCGGAAGUUGAGCUCUGCGCGGAGGCCGAGGAGAUGAGGGCGAGGUUGGCUGCGAGGAAACAGGAGCUCGAGGAGAUCCUGCACGAUAUGGAAGCGCGUAUGGAGGAGGAGGAAGAGCGAACCGCCGCUUUGACUCAAGAGAAGAAGAAGUUACAGCUGAACAUCAGCGACCUGGAGGAGCAAUUGGAGGAGGAGGAAGCUGCCAGGCAGAAGCUCCAGUUGGAGAAGGUGCAGUGCGACGCGAAGAUCAAGAAGUUGGAGGAGGACCUCGCGCUUUCGGACGAUACCAAUCAGAAGCUGCUGAAGGAGAAGAAGAUCCUCGAGGAACGAGCCAACGAUCUCUCGCAGACUCUGGCGGAGGAGGAGGAGAAGGCGAAGCAUCUUUCGAAGUUGAAGGCCAAGCACGAAGCGACGAUCGCCGAUCUCGAGGAGAGGCUUCUCAAGGAUCACCAGCAACGCCAAGAGGUGGACAGAUCAAAACGGAAGGUCGAGACUGAAGUCUCAGAUUUGAAGGAACAGUUGGCCGAGCGGAAAACGCAAGUCGAGGAACUGCAGCUGCAGCUGGGCAAGCGCGAGGAAGAACUGAACCAGGUUAUGGCGAAGAUGGACGAGGAGGGCGCCGCCAAGGCUCAAGCUCAGAAGGCUCUCAGAGAGCUAGAGUCGCAAUUAGCCGAGCUGCAGGAAGACUUGGAAGCCGAGAAGGCGGCUAGGGGUAAGGCGGAGAAACUGCGGCGUGACCUGAACGAGGAAUUGGAGGCGUUGAAGAACGAAUUGUUGGAUUCUCUGGACACCACCGCAGCCCAGCAGGAGCUGAGGAGCAAACGGGAGCAGGAACUCGCAACGUUGAAGAAGAAUCUCGAGGAGGAGACGUCGUUACACGAGGCCACGCUCGCCGACAUGCGUCACAAGCACACGCAGGAGCUGACCGCGUUGAACGAACAAAUGGACGCGUUGAAGAAGACGAAGGCGGCACUGGAGAAAGCGAAGGGCACCUUGGAGGCCGAGAACGCCGACCUGGCGACGGAGUUGAGGUCGGUCAGUGCGAGCAGGCAGGAGUCCGACCGUCGUCGUAAGCAGGCGGAGCAACAACUGACCGAGAUAAACGCAAAACUGGCCGAGGUGGAGAGGAACAAGCAGGAACUGGCGGAGAAAGUAACGAAGCUGCAGCAGGAGGCGGAGAGCGUGAUGCAGCAGCUCGAGACCGCGGAGUUGAAAGCAUCCGCGGCGCUGAAGGCGUCGGCCACUUGCGAGUCGCAGUUCACCGAACUUCAGCAGCGGUUGGAAGAGGAGACCCGGCAGAAACUGGCCCUCAGCUCGAAGCUGCGCGCAUUGGAGAGCGAGAAGGAGAGCCUGCGCGAUCAGCUCGAGGAGGAGGAGGAGGCGAAGCGUGCCUUGGACAAGCAGGUGUUGGGCUUGAACGUGCAGUUGGCUGAGGCGAAAAAACGCGCCGACGAGGAGGCGGAAGCCGCCGUUGCGCUCGAGGAGGCCAGGAAACGUUGCACCAAGGACAUCGAAGCUCUUCAGAGGCAGGUCGAGGAGCUGCAAGCGGCGAACGACAAGCUCGACAAGUCGAAGAAGAAGAUACAGGCGGAACUGGAGGACAGCAUCAUCGAGCUGGAGGCCCAACGGGCGAAGGUGCUCGAACUGGAGAAGAAGCAGAAGAACUUCGACAAGGUACUGGCCGAGGAGAAGGCCGUCUCCGUGCAGUACGCGGAGCAACGGGACGCCGCGGAGCGGGAGGCGCGCGCGAUGGAGACCAGGGUGUUGUCGUUGACCCGCGAACUGGACGAGCUCAGCGAGAAGGUCGAGGAACUGGAGCGGGGUCGCAGGGGUCUGCAGUCGGAGCUGGACGAGUUGGUGAACAAUCAGGGCACCGCCGACAAGAACGUCCACGAGUUGGAGAAGGCGAAACGCGCCCUGGAGUCGCAACUGGCUGAGCAGAAGUCGCAAGUGGAGGAGCUGGAGGACGAGCUGCAGUUCACGGAGGACGCGAAGCUGCGGCUGGAGGUGAACAUGCAGGCGUUGCGCGCUCAGUUCGAGCGCGACCUGCAGACGAAGGAGGAGCAGGCCGAGGAGAAGCGCAGAGGGCUGGUGAAGCAGUUGCGCGACUUCGAAGCGGAGCUCGAGGACGAGAGGAAGCAACGCGCCGCGGCGACCGCGCAGCGCAAGAAGAUGGAGGCCGAUUACAAGGACAUCGAGCAACAGCUGGAGAUGCACAACAAGGUGAAGGAGGACGCGCUGAAGCAGCUGAAGAAGCUGCAAACGCAGAUCAAGGAUUGCACCAGGGAGACCGAGGAAGCCAGGGCCGCCAGGGACGAAUUGGCGGCUGCGUCCAAGGAGACCGAGAGGAAGGUGAAGAGCUUGGAAGCGGACCUGAUGCAGCUGACCGAGGACUUCGCCAGCAGCGAGCGCGCCAGGAGAACCGCCGAGAACGAGCGGGACGAGCUGCAGGAGGAAGUCAACAACAAUGCGAACAAAGGCACUCUCAUGUUGGACGAGAAACGCAGACUGGAGGCGAGGAUCGCCACUCUCGAGGAGGAGCUGGAGGAGGAGCAGUCGAACGCCGAGAUCGUGAUGGAUCGCGCCAGGAAGGGCCAGAUCAUGAUCGAGCAGCUGACGACGGACCUCGCGACCGAGCGCUCCACCACGCAGAAGUUGGAGUCGCACAAGACGCUGCUGGAGAGGCAGAACAAGGACCUGAAGGCGAAACUGACCGAGCUGGAGACUGCGCAACGUGCCAAGACCAAGGCCACGAUACAGCAGCUGGAAUCGAAGAUUAACAGUCUGGACGAGCAGCUCGAGAUCGAGGCCAAAGAGAGAUUCGCUCAGCAGAAGAUCAAUCGUAAGCUGGAGAAGAAACUGAAGGAUCUGAGCUUGCAGCUGGAGGAGGAGAGACGGAACUCCGACCAGUACAAGGAGCAGGCGGAGAAGGUCAACGUCAGGAUGAAGGCGUUGAAGAGACAAUUGGACGAGGCCGAGGAGGAGAUCAGCAGGCACAAGACCAUGAAGCGGAAAGCCCAGAGAGAGAUGGACGACAUGAUAGAAUCUCAGGAGGAGCUCACACGGGAGCUGACGCAUCUGAAGAAUAAAUUAAGGCGCGGCGGUCCUCCGAUCAGCAGUCUGAGCUCUUCCUCGAGGCUGAAACGCGGUUCCGUGCAAACCGGCGGCUCCGGCGACGACUCGACGACGCAGGACGAGAGCAUCGACGGCGAGGAGAACGUCAAUUGAGUGACGGAGUUGGCCCAGUGUGCUCUCGAAGCUCUGUGAAUUCUGUACAUACGUCCGUCGAGAGAGUGGUUGGCUUUUCCGUUCGACGAUUCGGUAACCACACGUGAAUCAACCGACGUCUCGCCGCGUCACUCCGCGAGUAACGACCAGCUCCACGAUCAAAAAAA
Molecule: messenger RNA, 6577 nt
Organism: Dinoponera quadriceps
Lineage: Eukaryota; Metazoa; Arthropoda; Insecta; Hymenoptera; Formicidae
Gene: zip
Product: myosin heavy chain, non-muscle
Exons: 9
Coding region: 492-6410 (1972 amino acids)
Cellular component (GO): myosin complex
Molecular function (GO): ATP binding; cytoskeletal motor activity; actin filament binding
Source: RefSeq, a predicted model, not a curated record